This is a messenger RNA of Aspergillus brunneoviolaceus CBS 621.78, 649 nucleotides long. RefSeq lists its product as uncharacterized. The record is from RefSeq and is a predicted model, not a curated record. Bases 50 to 526 code for a protein of 158 amino acids. Gene Ontology annotation, molecular function: DNA-binding transcription factor activity, RNA polymerase II-specific; zinc ion binding. Gene Ontology annotation, biological process: regulation of DNA-templated transcription. The transcript has 2 exons. Lineage: Eukaryota; Fungi; Ascomycota; Eurotiomycetes; Eurotiales; Aspergillaceae.
UGAGCAGAACCACUGAGCGAUCAAAUGUUACACAUGCAAGCUCUUCUUUAUGGAGCCCAUCAUCCCAGCCCCAUCAUUCCCGUUCUCUUCAUCUUCUACUAGGCCCAAGGUUAGGACAGCCCGCCUCCGCAAGGGGUGGGAAUCGUGCGGCGAGUGUCAGCGACAAAAGACAAUAUGCCGAUUUAGGGACGAGGCCGCUGCCUGCGAACGUUGUACCAAGCAUCGACUCGCCUGUACCUUCCACACGGACCAAGACGGGCGACAGAGCUCGACCUCUCGGCGGAGAUUUGAAGAAAUGCGGGCGGAACGGGAUACUCUGGUCGAGCUGUUCCAAGCUCUGAAGAACAGUUCAGACGCGGAUAUUGCGCCUUUGUUGGACCUCAUUCGCAGCAAAGCAAGUCUUGCCGAUAUAAGACUGCAUCUCGACAACGACAGAUCUCAACAUCGGCAACAGAGGUCCUCGCCUCCCAACGUGGAAGAUAAAUCUUCAACCCUGGUCGAGAAUGCUGAACAUGCAAAUCAGUGAUAAGAUACGACUCGUGGCAGAUCAAUGUGCUUUGCGCAUGAUACAGCUUCCCAUAUCCCAUGGUCCAAAUGCAAGGAAGCACACCGGGAGGAUGCCGAAUGGCAAGGGCAGAACGUAUCCGGC